CUUUUGGGGGAAGGGAUCCCAGCUGCCCGGCGUGUGACGGCACGACGCUGGAGCUGGAGAGAGGAGGCGAUGAGAGGAAGCUGCAAUAAACACACAGGGCGUCUGCGCCUAUCUAAAUAGGACAAUAAAGUGAAAUAGGUAUCAAUGCUCUAACAAUGGAUUUGUCACCUCCGCUUCCACUCAAAGUUUUCCUCUUCUUUUACUUGCUAAACUACACCCAAGGACACUAUAGGAACCCUCUGAACAAGUAUAUCCGUCAUUAUGAAGGCCUGUCCUACGACACAGAGCUCAUUCACAGCAAGCACCAGCGGGCCAAGAGGGCAAUCUCUCAUGAAGACAAGUUUCUUCAUUUAGAUUUUCAUGCCCACGGAAGGCAUUUCAAUUUACGGAUGAAAAGAGAUACAACCUUAUUUCCUCCAGAUCUGAAAAUAGAAGUUUCAGGAGAAGAGAUUCCAUACGAUACCUCUCAUAUCUACACUGGAGAAAUCUACGGUGAGAAAGGCACCCUGUCUCACGGCUCCGUUGUGGACGGUAAGUUUGAGGGCUUCAUCCAGAGCUACCACGGCACUUACUACGUGGAACCAGUCGAGAGAUACCUGGAGGGCAAAGACGUGCCGUUUCAUUCAGUCAUCUACCACGAAGAUGACAUACACUAUCCGCACAAGUAUGGCCCAGAGGGAGGCUGCGCUGACAGCUCCGUAUUCGAGAGGAUGAAGAAGUAUCAGUUCUCUGCUACAGUGGAGCCAAACAAGGAGCUCCACACCGAAGCGAAGUCUGAAGGCCCCGUGUUGCUGAGGAAGAAGAGGAUGGCCCAGGUGGAGAAAAACACCUGCCAGCUCUUUAUUCAGACUGACCAUCUUUUCUACAAAUACUAUAAGACCAGAGAAGCUGUCAUAGCUCAGAUUUCCAGUCAUGUCAAAGCCAUUGAUGCGAUCUACCAGGGCACAGACUUCAUGGGGAUUCGUAACAUCAGCUUCAUGGUGAAACGGAUUAGGAUAAACACAACCAAUGACGAGAGAGACAGAUCCAACCCGUUCCGCUUCGCCAACAUCGGCGUGGAAAAGUUUCUGGAGCUGAACUCGGAGCAGAACCACGACGAUUACUGUCUGGCUUACGUUUUCACAGACAGGGAUUUUGAUGAUGGCGUGUUGGGCCUGGCCUGGGUGGGAGCCCCCUCAGGGAGCUCUGGGGGAAUCUGUGAAAAAAGCAAGCUGUACUCCGACGGAAAAAGGAAGUCUCUCAACACUGGUAUAAUCACGGUACAGAAUUAUGCCUCCCACGUACCUCCAAAAGUCUCUCAUAUCACUUUUGCACAUGAAGUAGGACACAACUUUGGCUCCCCGCAUGACUCCGGAGCCGAGUGCACCCCAGGAGAAUCCAAAAGCCAAGACAAGAAGGAGAAGGGCAAUUACAUCAUGUAUGCGCGAGCCACAUCGGGAGACAAGCUCAACAAUAAUAAGUUCUCCUACUGCAGCAUUCGCAACAUCAGCCAGGUUCUGGAGAAGAAGAGAGGAAACUGUUUUGUUGAAUCUGGCCAGCCGAUCUGUGGAAACGGCCUGGUGGAGCCUGGAGAGGAGUGCGACUGCGGUUACAGCGACCAGUGCAGAGACCUGUGCUGCUACGACGCCAACCAGCCCGACAACAAGAAGUGCAAAUUAAAGCCCAACAAAGUCUGCAGCCCGAGUCAGGGUCCUUGUUGCACUCAUGAGUGCAGCUACAAGGGUCGCAACGAGAAGUGCAGGGAGGAGUCUGAGUGCGCUCACCAGGGCAUGUGCAGUGGGGGAAGCGCCCAGUGCCCGACCUCGGAGCCCAAAGCCAACUUCACCGCCUGCCACGGCGAAACUCAAGUCUGCCUCAACGGGGGCUGCUCCGGCUCCAUCUGCGAAAAGUACGGGCUCGAGGCGUGCACCUGCGCCAGCCAAGAUGGCAAGGAUGAGACCGAGCUCUGCCACGUGUGCUGCAUGGAGAAGAUGAACCCCAACACCUGCAGCAGCACGGGGUCAGAGCGCCUGGCUCGGUUCUUCAAUAAGAAAGUCACCACCCUGCCAGCGGGAUCGCCCUGCAACGAUUUCAAAGGUUACUGCGACGUGUUCAUGAAGUGCCGGCUGGUGGACGCAGACGGGCCUCUGGCCAGGCUAAAGAAGGCCAUCUUCAACCCUGAACUCUACGAGAACAUUGCAGAGUGGAUUGUGGCUCACUGGUGGGCCGUGCUGCUGAUGGGCAUCGCUCUCAUCAUGCUCAUGGCGGGUUUCAUUAAGAUCUGCAGCGUUCACACACCCAGCAGUAACCCCAAGCUGCCUCCUCCCAAACCACUGCCAGGCACUUUGAAGAGGCGACGAGCGCAGCAGCACGCCAGCUCUCAGGUGCAGCACCAGUCGCAGCACCCCCACGCCCACGGCGGCCAGCGACAAGCCCGGGGUCAGCCGCAGCGGCAGGCGCAGCCCCAGAGGCACCACCGUCAGCCCAGAGAGAACUAUCAGAUGGGUCAGAUGAGACGCUGAGACCCCGCUGCCCCUCCUUGCAACCCCCAAUGCCUUGGCUCCUCCUCGUGCCUACAGUGGGAAACAAAAGCGUCACUCCAUCCAAAGAAAAGCCUGACACGGUUGUUUGUCAUCGUCAUAUCCUCCGAUCUGCAGACAACGCGCUCUACGCGGAAGAAGAGUAAAAACUUUGUCCAACUACUCAGCCGGCUCUUUGCGGAGUGGACUUGACCAUCAGCCAUCUCCAGUGCAUCGUUUUCCAUCUUUCUUUUCUUUUUUCUUUUCAUUCCAAGGAGUGCCAAGGAGAGUUAAGGAAUCAUGUGUAGCAAUAGUGCAUCCUGUGAUGUGUUUUUCUUUCUGUUGCGACCUUCGAGUGACUGCCGGUGAAUCGUUCUGUGCUUCUUCUUCUUGUUUCUUUUUUCCCCUCAUCAUCCUGACCAGGAAUGAGAGAAACUCAGUGGGAAUUUGUGGCACUUUUUCUUUUUUCUUCUUCUGAUUUUUCAUGUCGAACAGCAAAAGAGACAGGCUCUGGUCUCCUCAUGCAGAUUACCUUCUGCAUGUGACUGUAAAUAUUUAGUGUAUCAUAAGUGAAAACAAACUAUUUCUUCUACUGUAAAUGUGUAAUUCUUCACUACUUUUCUUUUCUUUUUCUUUUCAGUUAGUGCUCUCAGGAUUCUUAACACAUAAAUGAAGGAACUUUGAGGAUUUGACGCUCUUGAGUUGGAUCGCAUUCACUUUUAUUUGAUUACAAGAUUAUGAACAACAAGGGCAUCAUAUCCCUGGUUUUACGUUUCGUUUUAUUUUUUUUGGUCUUGCUAACGUUUUGCUCAUGUUGUGUAAGGAGAUGUAGCGUCAUGGGAACAAAUAUGAAGGAUCACAACACUAUUUGCUUCUGAUCAAGAAGAGUAACACUGAAAACGAAGGCUAGGAGUCUAGGAAUGAGUCAUGUUAGUUUACAUGAGUGUGGAAAUAAAUUUUUAAACACUAAAAAAGAUUUAAGGUUAAGUCAUUCUAUUAUUCUUCAGGUAGUGAAUCUAAGAACUUUUCCUUGUGGGCAUGCAGACACAUUUAUUACAUGUGGCUUUGAAUUGACAAAGGUCUGUAAUAUCUGUAAUUCACUCAACACUAUUUUAUUUUGACGGCUGUGUAACGCAGGAAAGAGAAGUGUAGUGCAGCAGUGUUGUUCACUACUAAUCUGAUGGAAAAGCUACUUCCUGAUCCCCUAAAGAGCUCACCAGUGCAGGAUGUUUACCGUAGAAAUCCACUAAGAUGGCAGCAGAAAGGAAGUGUGAUUGGUUUGACCUCAGGUGUUUGCAAAACAAACCCUUUUUGUGAAUUUUAUUUAUUAGAUGACAAGAACUGUACCUGGUAAUGCAAUCAUGACUUCUUUUUUUCUUUUACUUGUAAGAGCAUACAUUUUUAAAUUGACUGAAAUUUCUUAUUUUCUCCAGUAGAUGUUUUUUCUCCUCUUGCACAAAACUCAACCUUACAUGUCAGAUUAAAUGCCUCUUGCACAAAUUUCUUUUCCUAAUAGUUUCACUAAAAUAAUGGUAAAACCUGCAAUCUUAGCAAUGUUUUUCUUUCUCCUCAACAGUUUGCAGAGACUCUCGCUGGCAGCACCUCCUUCUGUUGGGUGAACAUGUUGCGUUCAGAGUCUCGCCGCCAUUUUAUUGGCUA
This is a messenger RNA of Xiphophorus maculatus (southern platyfish), 4157 nucleotides long. Its product is annotated as disintegrin and metalloproteinase domain-containing protein 10-like. The transcript is spliced from 16 exons. Lineage: Eukaryota; Metazoa; Chordata; Actinopteri; Cyprinodontiformes; Poeciliidae. Gene Ontology annotation, biological process: Notch signaling pathway; membrane protein ectodomain proteolysis. Gene Ontology annotation, cellular component: synaptic membrane; plasma membrane. The record is from RefSeq and is a predicted model, not a curated record. Gene Ontology annotation, molecular function: metalloendopeptidase activity involved in amyloid precursor protein catabolic process. Bases 156 to 2501 code for a protein of 781 amino acids.